This is a messenger RNA of Euleptes europaea (tarantolino), 1887 nucleotides long. RefSeq names its product regulator of G-protein signaling 12-like. The record is from RefSeq and is a predicted model, not a curated record. Lineage: Eukaryota; Metazoa; Chordata; Lepidosauria; Squamata; Sphaerodactylidae. Gene Ontology annotation, molecular function: GTPase activator activity. The transcript is spliced from 15 exons. Bases 1 to 1887 code for a protein of 628 amino acids. Gene Ontology annotation, biological process: signal transduction.
AUGGUUCUGCAGGCCUUCAGGAAGCCUUACUCCCGUUACUGGAACUCCAGUUUGCCUGGCGUGAUUGGGUUCCUUGGUGUUGCAGAGAUAAGAGAAGUCUGCUAUUCCAGUGGCUUUGGGAAACAGUUAAAUACAAAUGAGCUAAAUAGCACAGAUCUGAAAGACUGUGUCAGUGACAAUAGCCUCAGCAGCAAUGCCAGCCUCCCAAGUGUCCAGAGCUGCCGAAGGCUUCGUGAGAGGAGAGUGGCAAGUUGGGCAGUUUCAUUUGAACGGCUUCUUCAGGAUCCAGUUGGUGUCAGGUAUUUCUCUGAAUUUUUGCGCAAGGAAUUCAGUGAAGAAAAUAUUUUAUUUUGGCAGGCCUGUGAAUACUUUAACCACGUACCCUCUCACGACAAAAAGGAGCUUUCUUUCAGAGCUCGGGAGAUCUUUAAUAAAUUUUUAUGUAGCAAAGCUACAACCCCAGUGAAUAUUGAUAGCCAGGCCCAGCUGGCCGAUGAUGUACUCAAUGCUCCACACCCUGAUAUGUUCAAGGAUCAACAGCUUCAGAUUUUCAACUUGAUGAAGUUUGAUAGCUACACACGUUUUCUGAAGUCUCCGCUUUACCAGGAAUGUAUUCUGGCGGAAGUGGAAGGCCGCCCUCUCCCUGAUCCACAGCAUGUUCCCAGCAGUCCUACUUCUAAGCACAGUUUUGGUUCUGAGCGGUCCAGUAUUUCAACACCCAAAAAGUUAAGUGGAAAAUCAAAGUCGGGGCGAUCCUUAAAUGAAGAAUCUGGAGAGGAAGACUCUGAGCGAAAGAGAAAAGGGACCUUUUUCUCGUGGUCUAGAAGCAAGAGUAUGGGACGAUCACAGAAGAAAAAGGAGAAUGGUGAUUAUCCAAAUGAUUCUGUACAUGCCAACGGGUUGUCCUAUAGACAUGAAUCUCAAGACUCAUUAUCAUCAGCUGCAAGUCUUGAAUUGAUUGACUCCUGCAGGGCAUCGGUACCAACAGCCGAGAAAGAGAAGUCUUCCAAAUGUUGCCAUAUCAAUCUUCCAGAUGGCUCCUCUUAUACAAUGCCAGUUAAAGCUGGGUUCUCAAUCAAAGAGAUGUUAUCGGGGUUCUGUGAGAAACAAGGCAUUAACAUAGCGGGAGUAGAUCUGUUCUUAAUUGGUGGAGAUAAGCCUCUCGUGUUGAAUCAGGACAGCAGCAUUUUAGAUUCUCGAGUUCUUCGUUUAGAAAAGCGUACUUUGUUUCGGUUGGAUCUUGUUCCUAUCAAUAGAUCCGUUGGCUUAAAGGCUAAACCCACCAAACCGGUAACAGAAGUCCUCCGGCCAGUAGUUGCAAAAUAUGGUUUAAAUCUUAAUCAUCUUGUGGCAAGGCUAAAUGGUGAGCAGGAGCUGUUAGACCUUGGUGUUCCCAUCUCUAAUCUAGACGGACAGCGGGUUAUUCUUGAUGAGAAGUUGCCAGAAAAGGGGAAAGACCAGGGAAAGGGGGCAUCACUGAAACAGAAUGCAUCUGCAACAUCUAAUGCAAGGACUCAAGCCUCUACAGGAGAGGGAAGAACUCUAGGAAAGUCUAAUUCUAUUAAAAUAAAAGGAGAAAGUGGAAAAAAUGCUAGGGAUACCCGUCUAGCAAAAAGAGAAGAAUGUAUUGCACAGACUGGGAAAAAAAAGUGUCACAAAAUUAAUUUGGACGAAGCCGAGGAAUUUUUUGACCUCAUCUCCAAAGUGCAAAGUAACAGAGCGGACGACCAACGAGGGCUGUUGAGAAAAGAAGACCUGGUUUUGCCUGAUUUUCUUCACUUGCAUCCUUGUUCGGCUGCACCUUCUUCCUCUACCCCUGGAAGAUCUCAAGAUUGUGAGAAGAGAUUUGAACAGCCCGAGGUCAAGGAAGAACGCCUGCCAAAGUAA